UCAGUCGAACUACGUAUGUGAAUUGGGUGGCCUGCGAUGGCCGGUGCUAACAACGUGAAAUCAUUGCGAUCGCCUUUCAUUGCGUAUUACAAUCCACAGAUCAACGCAUGUGAACAACUGGGACUCCUAUCGUCCGUCGGAAAUUGGGACAAUUCCGCGGGAUAAAACAUCUUCGGUCAUCAAUUUCAGUUUAUUCUAUCGUUUUUUGAGAUUACAAUUCGUACAAAAUGUCAGAAUCACGAAGAAAGGGAGAAGAAUCCAGAGGUAAUAUCCUCAAGAACCAUUCGUGGAGUAAUGGACCUGAUAGCGAAGACGAAAUAGCUGGAGAGAAUGGACUGCUCAACGAAAAUAUAAGUCCAAGUCAUCAUCAGUCAACUUUAACAGACCAACCUAUCUGCGAUAUGACACUGUUUGCAGAGGAAAAAAUGCGUAGAAAGUUGAAAUUCUUCUUUAUGAAUCCAAUUGAAAAAUGGCAAGCAAAACGUCGUUUCCCUUAUAAAUUCACUGUACAAGUUGUCAAAAUUGUGUUAGUCACCAUACAAUUGUGCCUAUUUGCUCAUAACAACUACAUGCAUGUAAAUUAUGCUUGGGAUAAUCGAAUAGCUUUUUCGCAUCUAUUUCUUAGAGGCUGGGAUGCUACUCAAGAGGUACCAAUGUAUCCUCCAGCAACUGGUCCUUUGGCAAUUUAUAAACGAGACGAUUUCUUUAUGACAAUCGAUUAUGCUUUAGAUGGGUAUUAUAAUCUCAGUAAUGCUAUUGGCUCAUAUUCAUAUACCGCGGAAAAUAAUGCGAUAGGUCCAGCUGUCUUAUGCUUGUAUCAAUACAAGGAAGGUAUCAUAUUCGGUUUUAAUGAAAGUUACGUUUUCGAUAAAGAAAUCGUAAAAACUUGUAUAAAUAUAACUCAUCAAUUUUACCAGCAAUUUACCACCUCCAAGAACUUACUGUACACACAAAACAUUAACGUAAAUUUCUCGGCUCUCGUUAGAGCCGAUUUAAAAUUUGCCUUAAAGACAGUUAACUUAAAAGCUGCCGGACCUAUGGCACCACCCGAUUGUUACCAAUUUAACAUAAAAAUUCUUUUCGAUAACCGUGAUUUCGAUGGACAAAUGUUACUUUCGUUAGACGCUGAACCGAAACGAUUGCAAUGUAAAGGCGACACACGUUACAUUGUCGAUAACCGCAUUGAAUCUGCUUUAAGAACAUUAUUAAACUUACUCGUAAUCCUAAUUUGUACUGUAUCUCUUGGUUUAUGUUCAAGAGCUAUAUACAGGGCACAAUUGCUAAAAUUCGAAACUAUGAAUUUCUUCAAGAAAACUUAUGGCAAAACUUUAAGUUUCGAGGGAAGAUUAGAAUUCUUGAAUUUGUGGUAUGUGAUGAUUAUUGUAAAUGAUCUCUUAAUUAUUAUUGGCUCGGCUGUGAAGGAGCAAAUUGAACGGAAACAGUUUGGUAGCGAUCACUGGAACGUGUGUAGUAUAUUCCUUGGCACUGGAAACCUGCUGGUUUGGUUCGGCGUGCUACGAUACCUCGGCUUCUUCAAGACGUACAACGUUGUUAUUUUAACACUGAAAAAAGCUGCCCCGAAGGUGGCACGAUUUUUAAUAUGCGCUAUUCUUAUUUAUGCUGGUUUUACUUUCUGCGGCUGGUUAAUAUUAGGUCCAUAUCAUAUGAAAUUCAGGUCGCUCGCUACGACAUCUGAAUGCCUGUUCGCGUUGAUAAAUGGUGACGACAUGUACGCCACGUUUUCUAUAACAUCUUUUAAAUCGCCUAUGCUAUGGUGGUACUCUAGGAUCUAUUUAUACACGUUCAUUUCAUUGUACAUAUACGUGGUCUUAAGUUUAUUCAUUUCUGUGAUAAUGGAUGCUUACGAUACGAUUAAACUUUAUUAUCGAGACGGUUUCCCGAAAAAUGAUUUGCAAACUUUUAUCGCAGCUUGUACAGACGAAGCAUCCAGUGGUCUUUAUAGAGAUGAUUCUGAAAGGAGCGAUUUAUCCGAACUGUUCGAUCGACUAUGUUGUUGUCGGAAAAGACCCUUUUACGGGUCAUUCACAGAGUCAAAUACAGAAUUCUCAACGAAAACGGAACACAGGUGCGAGGGGGCAAUCUGUAUAUAGUUCGUUGAUCGACAAUAAUGUAUUAGAUAAAUCUUAUGGUUCAAUGGCAGAUAUUGGGUAUUACAAUGACAAUUUUGUCAUAUAAAGUAUUUUUUUAAUGAAAUUGUUAUGUUGCAUUUCUUUUGUUUUGAAUGCUGCGGUUGGCUGCCAUUUUUAUAUUUUAUAUAAAUAUUAUAAUAGACGAUUCCGUUUACUUUACUUAGCGUCAAACGGAAUCUUGCUGAAAAUAUUUCUGCAGAAAGUGUACGAGUGUACGUAAUGAUAACGGCUGUAAUGUCGUUCGUAUACAGUAUAAUUUAUAAAGUAUUAAUGUAAUAAAAAUAGACGUAAAAAACUGAAUCUUUCUGCCGAAAAGAUUUAAUGAUGCAAAAUGUAUGUAAAAAAAAUAUGUAUCUUUUCUCGUCAGGGAAUAUUUACAUGUAUAAGCAAAACUGUAUUAUGCCAAAGUCGUUGAAAAAAAUGUAUCAUGCACAGUUUUGUAUAUACACGAAUUUAUAUAAAUAUUAAUUGUUAUUUUCCAUAAAAAUUUGGACGAAAUUAAUUUGAAAUGUAGAAUAGUGACUUAUAGGAGUAAUUACUAAAUUGUUAGGUAUUAAUGUGAGUCAUACAGUUUAACAUACAGAAUACUUUAUGUAUCUUGUCAUUUUAAUGAAUAUAAAUUGUAUAUGAUAAACCAUGUACAUUAUUUAACAUGUUUUAAUUAAUAUAAAUGAACACAGUAAAAUUCGCGUGUUAUCCAAAGAAGUAUAUUUAUAAUAUAUUUACAGUGGAGUACAAUAAAAUUGUGAUUUUUUCAACUCAUAAUCAAUAUCUUUUCUUUGUGCAGUUUCCCCGGAGUAAGAUUCUUUAUUUGUAAUUGUUAUUUUGUGAGGUUUUUACAACUCUCGGUGAGUCAUACCUAUGAAACAUGCACUUUCAAAUUCUGUACACCAGAGGUUCCCAAAGUGAGGAUCCUAAAUCGGGAAUUGAUUUUGGAUGAGUCAUUCAAAAACAAGACUUUGGUAUUUUGAAAUUGUAGAACUUAAAAACAUUGGUACUCUGAUAUUUGAAAAAGUAAUGAAUCACAAAUUAUGACCAGUUUCAGAAAAUAGGUCCCAACCCAAUAUUUGAGAAUCCCUGUUGUACACAAUACAUGUAUCACUCUAUACAAAGACAAAUAGUAUAACCUAGAAUUUA
Megachile rotundata (alfalfa leafcutting bee) is the source of this 3287-nucleotide messenger RNA. RefSeq names its product mucolipin-3. Lineage: Eukaryota; Metazoa; Arthropoda; Insecta; Hymenoptera; Megachilidae. Gene Ontology annotation, cellular component: plasma membrane; lysosomal membrane. Gene Ontology annotation, molecular function: NAADP-sensitive calcium-release channel activity. The record is from RefSeq and is a predicted model, not a curated record.